Zymoseptoria tritici IPO323 is the source of this 1974-nucleotide messenger RNA. RefSeq lists its product as uncharacterized. The record is from RefSeq and is a predicted model, not a curated record. The transcript has 2 exons. The coding region runs from base 1 to 1974 and encodes 657 amino acids. NCBI's taxonomy places the organism in Eukaryota, Fungi, Ascomycota, Dothideomycetes, Mycosphaerellales, Mycosphaerellaceae.
AUGGAGACUGCGGCUUCUUUAACGGACGCGCCGACUGUCAGUCAUGCGCUUGCGCUGGAGGACCACAAUCAGAAAGGUGCGGCGCAGGACGAUCACGAUAUGGAAGUGAAGGACUUGGGAUGGCAGGAUCAUGUCAAGGACCUUCCGAAGCCGCUUGUGGGUGGGCUGCCGAAUGAUGAGUUGUGGAUUCUUUUGAGGAGAUUCAAUAAGCAAAUGUACCAUGUCAAGGACUACCCGUACCCGGUGCCCGGUAAUCUGGAUCUCAAUAUCGCGGACGAAGAAGAAUUCUCUCCCGAUAAGCUGCGCGCAAACCUCGAGCGUCUGUACAUGACAGUGCUCAUCCCUCUCUUGGCAGCUGGCAAACAUUUCAUGCGACUGAGAACUUGGCGCGAGACUCGCCGCACCGGAGCUUUCUGCGCCGCCUACUUCAUCGCUUGGAUCUUCGAUCUGAUUCUACCUCUCGUACUCGCAGUGGCAAUCGCACUCAUCGCCUACCCACCAAGUCGCGAACUUCUCUUUCCUCCAGCGCCGCUCGCGCUCGUCAACGCUAAGACCGGAGGCGUGCAGAAGCCAAAGGCUGGAGUGUUGGGAUCGACUGAUUCCGCGACUGGAGCUCCAGAGAAUCACAAGGGAGAGGCUGUAGAGGCCGAAGCUUCAGCGUUCGUCAACAGUAUCGCUAAUGUCGCGUUAUCGAGCGUGGCAGGCAAGCAUCCGCAAGGAGACCUAGCCGAAGAUGAGCGUCAAGAUGGUCCUGCGGACGAUGCGGUGCCGGACCCCACGGCGAUAGCAAGUAGUGCGGCCAACGCUCGUUCGACUGUUCAAGGUGGCAAGGGGAAGCAUGACAAGGCCAAAGUUCCGAUGGAGACUGCCAUCUGGAACACAAUGCGUCCGACUAUGCAUGCCCUGGCCGACAUCUCGGACACCUGGGAGCGCUUCGCAAAUGCCCUUUCGCCAACUCCACCGUUCCCACACGACCUCUACCGUCUUCGCCUUGCCGCUGUCGUUGUUCCAAUGCUCGCCGGCUCAUUCUUCCUGAACUCCUAUAUGAUCGUCAAAGGCGUUGGCUUCGGUGUCGGCUUCGGCAUCUUCGGCGAUCCCCUGAUCACUCGUGGUCUCGAAUUCCUCAAUUCAAAAUUUCCUCGCUGGCAAAAGCUCCUUGAGCUUCGCAAUACCCUUCUUAAAGGAGUUCCGACCAAUGCCCAGCUCACCGUCACACUUUUACGCAUUGGCGAGGCAAACAAAGCUCCCCUUCCUCCUCCACCUAUGUCCGCAGGGCACCCGGCCCACGAACCCGUGAAUCUCACCGAAGACGAGCUCCGUGCUCAUGGCGCCGAUUGGCCUCUCAAUGCAACGGAUGGGGAAAUAGCUGCGGCUAUGGCUUCCGACCCUAGCGUCGCCCACGAGUCCGCCGGCCAAGACGUCGAUGCAGGCAAAGAGAAGACCCAUGGCAAGAAGGGCUCUCGCAUUCUUGGCCUGUUCAAAACGAACGUCAAAGGCGCGGUCAAUUCUGCUCUGGGCAUGGACCACCUCAAAGCCAAGGCCGGCAGCGAACACUCCAAACAACGCCUCGGCGUCGUGCCCAAUCCUAAGGAAAUUCACCUUUCUGGCCCGGUGGACUUCAAAUGUCGCUUUCACGGCAAGAAAGGACACGCCUUCAUCACCAGUAAAGCCACCAUUCCAUGUGUGGGCUUCAGUCUAGACAAACACAUCACCAACGACACGAAUGAGCUGCUCGAAAACAUGACGCCAGUGUGGAGCGUCGCGGUGGCGGAUAUCCAGGAGAUGAAGAAGAUUGGUGGGCUGGGUUGGAAGAGGAAGUUGGUGGUUGGAUGGGCGCUGGACCGAGAGAUCGCGGAUGGGUUGGAAAUUAUCGAUAAGAAAGGGGAGAGCUAUAUCAUCACGGCGAUGAUUUUGAGGGACGAGUUGUUCAAUCGGCUGAUUGCUAUGGGUGGACAGAGGUGGGAGGCGUGGUGA